Molecule: messenger RNA, 1505 nt
Organism: Phaedon cochleariae (mustard beetle)
Lineage: Eukaryota; Metazoa; Arthropoda; Insecta; Coleoptera; Chrysomelidae
Source: the annotation of a GenBank genome assembly
AUAUAAAAUGUGUGAGAAUACAGAUAAAACGCCUGGCAGAAAGGCUAUGGAAAUAAUGGAGAGUAUGCACAGAGAUCUGAUAUUCAAAAAACCCACUGGGACAGUUAGAAGAAGAACAGUAAAAAAAGUAUUAGAUGAAGAAACAUAUGUUGAGGCAAUUGGUAAAAUCAUUCAGAGAGAUUUUUUCCCUAAUCUAGAGAAACUCAAAGCCCAAAAUGAUUACCUAGAUGCUCUUGAACGCAAUGACACAAUUAAAUUGAAGGAACUCCACAUGAAAUAUAAUGGAAAUAAAACAGUUCCAGAGCGAUUACCUAGCCCAGCCACUUUUGAGACUCCAGUAAAUAUUCACAAUUCACAAGUUCCUGAAGAACAGCAGACUGAGAAAAUUGAUUUGAAAGAAGAAUCAAAGCCAAGAGAGAACAAGUUAAGUCUUGACCAAUAUUUGAACUCACACACUUCCCAGGACAAUGAGAGUUUCGAAGAAAUCCUCAUAGAAUCAGAGAGAAAACAAAGACAGAAAUACUCUUACCUCUUCAAUGAGGAAGAGAAGAGCCAAAUUGAACAAAAAGGGGCUCUAGCUCUGCCUUCCAUUGAACAACAAGUACAAGUUCCAGAGAAAAAACUGAAUCUGGAUACUUGGGGUUACAAGAACAGAAAUUACAUUAUGUAUGUACCAGAUGGAGUGGAAUUAUCUGAACAAGAUGAAAUUGAACUGAAUAAAAGGAGACAAGAAGUUGUCCAUCUCAACACUAGGUUAGAAGUCAAUCCCUUCAAUGAGGUGCAAAGUAGAGAAGCAAUAACUGAAUUGGCUAAAAGUCAGGCUAAGGUUUUGGAUGGUAGAAUCGGUGUUGACGGCAAAGAGCUUUUACAAUCCGAUGCGACGACAGUCAAUGGCUUCGGUUUCGUCAGAGAACCUUCCCCCUCCCCCUCUCUCAUCGGCAGCCCUCUGAUGACGUGGGGACAGAUCGAAGGAACGCCGUUCAGAUUGGAUGGAAGUGAUACGCCUCUAUCAAGGGCACAAGGACCUUCUUUCAAAAUUUGUGACCCGCCUAGACGAGAACAGCUGGCGCUGGCGUUAGCCGAGAAAGUCGGAGAGAAUACCAGAAACCAGAAAAAGAAAAAUCUUGAUGCGCAGAGAAGACAAUUUGCAUCACCGUCGCCGAGACCCCACACCAGCGCCAUCGACAGACUGGCAACGAUGUCACCUGCCGCGCGGAAGCUGGCAACGGCGCGCCUGAGACUCGGCCUCGGCUCAGGCUCGGACCUGAGGUCCGCCUACUCGCCCCUGAGGUCCGCAUAUUCUCCCAGUCCUGUUAUUGGGCGGAAAAGCACGCCCAGGCGAGGGUCCACGCCAUUGGUCAACUUGAAGCAGGGCAAAGACUUGUCUACGGAUGAUUUGCUGAAGUUGCCUAGUAGGAAGAAAGCGGCGGAUUUCUUUUGAGCUAUGCAACACUCUUCUCAAUGGAGUUAUUGAGAUGUAUAUACUUAUUCAAUGUUGAUAACAA